GUGCUUGAAUCGAUUGGCGGUAACAUCACGACAUUUAAUAUAAAUUUGAUAUUCUUAUUUAGAAUUAGCAUGCCAAAUGCCGGAUUGAUUUGGGGGGGUGGGUUGCAGCUCCUGGCACGCAAAACGAAUCCGUCAGUCGUUCGGGGUGGUCGCUUGUUAAAAAAUGGAAAAAUGGCAGGGUAAAGUGGCCGUUGUUACUGGUGCUAGUGCUGGAGUUGGGGCUGCGAUCACCAAGGUGCUGGUCCAGCAUGGUUUGAUGGUCGUAGGUUUGUCCAGGAGGAUUGACAGGAUCGAAACUUUGGCCAAAACUUUCACUGAAGGCACCGGUAAGUUGUAUGCCAUCAAAUGCGACAUCACCCGAGAGGAGGACGUCGUCAAGUACUUCAACUGGAUCACCAACAACAUUGGGCCAAUACAUAUCCUCAUCAACAACGCCUACUUGAUGAAACCUUCAAACCUCACAAAUGGAUCUACUGAUGAUUGGAGAAGAGUCUUUGAGGUGAAUGUGAUAGCCCUAAGCAUUUGUACAAGAGAAGCCGUCAAAAUCAUGAACGAACACAAAAUUAAUGGCCACAUUAUCCACAUGAACAGCACCUUAGGCCACUUCAUAUCUCCAGGCAAUGAAACCAAUUUGAACGUUUACCCAGCGUCAAAAUUUGCAGUCACAGCUUUGAGUGAAAGCCUCAGACACGAAUUGAGAAUGAUGAAAAGCAAAACCAAAAUAACUAGUAUUAGUCCUGGUUUUGUCAAAAUGGAGCAGGAUGAAAAUAAUGAGAAUCCUUCAUCUAAGCCUUGUUUGAGACCUGAUGAUGUGGCUGAAGCUAUAAUUUACGUCCUUAGUACUGGCCCAAAUGUUCAAGUGCAAGAAUUGAUACUCAGACCAGUGGGAGAAAGAUUUUAGAGGUUUGGAUAUAAAUAAAAGUCACAGUCAAUCAACAAUUUAAUAAAAUUAAGUACGUUGUAUGUAAAAAUAUUUAG
Molecule: messenger RNA, 978 nt
Organism: Aethina tumida (small hive beetle)
Lineage: Eukaryota; Metazoa; Arthropoda; Insecta; Coleoptera; Nitidulidae
Product: farnesol dehydrogenase-like
Exons: 5
Coding region: 164-901 (245 amino acids)
Source: RefSeq, a predicted model, not a curated record